This is a messenger RNA of Brassica oleracea var. oleracea, 408 nucleotides long. RefSeq lists its product as uncharacterized. Lineage: Eukaryota; Viridiplantae; Streptophyta; Magnoliopsida; Brassicales; Brassicaceae. Bases 1 to 408 code for a protein of 135 amino acids. The record is from RefSeq and is a predicted model, not a curated record. The transcript is spliced from 2 exons.
AUGUGCUGGGUCUCUUGGGAUCGUUUGACUAAUCCAAAAGCUAUGGGAGGAUUGGGACUAAGGGACAUUCAGUUGUUCAAUCAAGCGUUACUGGCUAAACUGACAUGGAGAAUCAUCACGGUCCCUGAUUGCCUAUUAGCGAGAAUCCUAAAAGGAAAAUACUGUCAGAGACAAGGCUUCCUAGAUACAAAUCUACCAAGUGCUUGCUCACAUGGAUGGAGAAGUAUCCUUUUUGGGAGAGACCUCCUAAAAGACAACAUUGGAAAGGCCAUUGGUAAUGGACAGACAACCGCAGUCUGGAAGGACUCAUGGAUCUCCCUAGACGACAAUGUUAAACCCUAUGGACCUAUUCAAGAGGAAGAGCAAGGGUUGAAAAAUUCUUACCUGAGCUUUCAACAAAGAUCAUGA